AUAGGUAAGGGGGGCUAGAUACUAGGGCAACCGAGGGGGUCAGGAAGAUAGGCAUCAAGGUAACAGGUGGGAGGGAAUAGUUACCAGAGCGGUGGAGAGGGCAGAAGGGUAGUUAUCAAGGUAAGAGAGAGGGGUAAUUUCUAGGAUAACUGGGGAGGAGGGCAGAAGGGUAGUCCCUCAGGGCAACUGGGAGCAGAGCCAUGGUAGACCUUCCAGGUUGCGCCUCCAUUUGCAAAAAGGUCCAGUGGCUAGAGUAAUGGGGCUUGCUUGACUUUUUUUGCAAAUGGGGAGAGGGCAUCGCUUUUCUUUGAGAAGCUUUGGAGAUGGACGGUGCUGCCCCAUGCCUGUGAAUGCCAGCAGAGGCUUAGGUUCCUCAGUUUGCAAGCCCUACUGUGAGCAUGUUUGUUUGGAAGGGCGGCCCCAGUGACUGUAGAGCCCGGGGAUCCAUUUCUCAUCCUUAAACCUGCUCGGAUCGGAUUAGGAUGCUGAAAUAAGCGGGGCUCCACCUUUGGUUCUCGGUUCAGGCGGAUGACCUCUCCUCGCGCUUGGGAGCUUCCGGGUUACCAGCGGCUGAAGCAUCAUGACCUGCUCUCACAAUGUGGUUUUCCUCUUGGACACGGCGGAUUCCGCCGAGAAAGAUCACCUUCACCUGGCCGCCUUGAGGAUCUUGAACUUCCUGGGUUGCAAGUUUGGUCUGGCUAAGGUCCGAUGGGAUUUCAAAUUCUUUGACUCCAUGAGAAUCCGUGGCCGGGCUUCGCGAGUAGGCAGUUUCCGGGAGCUUGGGUCCCGCAGCUGGGAAGACUUUGAGGAAGAGCUGGAGGCCAGGUUCGGGAAGCAGCUCUGCCCUCCGUGCUCACCGGGCCCGACGCCACGAUCCACCGUCACUCGGAACAUUCUGAAAGAAACCCUGCUGGACUAUCAGUGGGACCGCCCUGAAAUAGUCUCUCCUACCAAACCAGUGCUGAGGAGCCAGAAAAACAAAUUAACGGUGAUUGUGGACAAUCCUCCAGAGCAAUCCACUCACGCGGGCUUUGCUAAUGCCAUUUUCGUCUUAUCUCCCUGCCCUCAUUCCCGGAGGGAACUAUGGCAAUUUAUAUCUGGGAUCUACGCUCCUUUGCCAGAAGAACUGCCUCCUUCGCAUGACCUGGCUGAAAAAUUCCUCCCUAAGGGAAUCCAAGACAUGAUGGUCAGUCAUAAGGUCACUCUGUAUUGGAUGGACACCACUGAAUGGUCCAAGCUUCUUGAUCCCCCCGAUCACGUUGGCUACCUCACGUUGCUUGAAGUGAUGCGCAUUCUGGGAGGCACCAUUUUGCCCUCGGAGGUCUUAACGCAGCAUUUAGAUCAUCAGAAAAAAAGGACCAUCCAUUCAUCUUCUGAUCUUCCAUCGUUCACUCCUUGGACUAAACUGCUGCCUUUGGAUUCCGCUUUGAACGGCUUGUUUUCCUCACGUUCUUCUUUACAAACGUCCUUCCCAAAUCUGGAUGGAGUCCUGCUCCUGAAGGCGGAUGGAAAAGAAGCAGCCCGGAGUUGCGCUGUGGUGCUGGAGCCCUUAACUUUGAACCAGACGCACUUCGAAGGGACAGUCACGAUACAACUUAAAGGCACCAUGACAGACUGGAGGUCAGCGCCCGUUAGAAAUCUUCACACGGAGAGCUGGACACUCCAGAGCAAGCCCUUGGGACCUUCGGCUCGAGAGAUUCGUUGGUUCCAGCAGUUUGUAAAAUAUAUUCUGGCUCAAGGACUUCAUAUGGUCGCUGAAGUGACAUUUUCAUCCGGAGCUCAUUCUCCUUGUACCGGAGUUUUCUCCCCCAUCUCUGGCACCACUGCGCUUCUUUCUCUGCUCUUUGCUGAAGAAGUGGCAGAAGCUGAAGGGUCCCUCCUUCAGCCCUCUCCUGUGGCAGAGAACUUUUCCAAGGAGGAGGACUUCUGUUUGCCAGAAGUCGUGAGCAGCGUGCUACGUCAAGUUAUGGAGGACUCAGACGAAGACCACCAAGCAAGUCCUGAGAGUUUAUGUCCAGGAUGGGUCCAGCAGGAGCUUUUCUGUACUCAAACCUGGAGUCCUGCAGUCCUUGAGGAUUGGUACAGUGUGUCAAAUCUAUGUGGUGCAAGCUCACGCUUGAUGGAAUCAUUCAGGGUGCUGCAAGCAAGUUCUACUCAAAACGAAGAGGAACCCCCCAAAUCAGAAGCGGAGCUGAGACAAUCCCUAGCAGAAUUUUACCAGAAAAAAGUUUCUGAGCAUAGAGUUUCAUCUCACACCCGAGAUCAGAAAAAGAGAUGCGCGGUUCCCCGGACACCCAUUAGGCGGAAGAUGAAAACCAUGCCCCGUUCUCUUCAGAUGCUGAACACUGCCAUGUUCAACGUGAAAGCUCAGAAACACCAGCCAGAGGGAGAGCUGCCAGUGCAUAAAAAGCCACGCCAAAGACUGCUCUCCAGAAAAUUGGACGGCAAAGGAGAAGGAAACGGAAGGAAACGGAAAAGCAAGAUAAACUUCAGUACCGAAGAUGAAAUGCUUUCUUACCUCAAUGCAAACUACCAGAACGCUGUGAUGGACGGAGAAAAUUUGUUUGCACGUUCUCAAGAUAUGGUGACAGCUGUUAAUACGUUUCAGAACUCCAGUGAGGCAACUUGUCUAGACACGAUCCAAAGACAUCUCCUGAAGACCACCAACACUCUUCGUCAACAACUUGCCGCUGAUCCUGAUAAAGAAACCGGGAUCAAAGAGUGCCGACUUCAGGUGUAUUUGCGCCUGGAGAUGUGCCUGCAACAUUCUUCUUUGCAAAAUAACACAGACAGAAUGGAGCAGCUUGUGCAAGAGAUGACGGAGUUACUUAGGAUGCUGUGCUUGAAUAAAGAUCCAGGAUACCUCAGCAGUUUUUUGGAAGAAGUUGUAGAUAUAUAUCUGGAAUCUAUGCCCAAGACUCUUGGUGAUUUGUACUACAGUCUGGGAACGGAGAUUCCCGCUAAGUUAGCUUCCGUCCUCCCAACGGAUUUCUUUAGCGAUGAUUCCAUCACUGAGGAGACACAGAGUGUGUCCCUUCCUGCUUCUGCCGCCUCCCUUCCACUUUCUAAAGCAGCUUCUUUAAGCGCUGAAGCAGACGAGCUGGAAGAACUGCGCACCCGAUCUGCCAAGAAACGAAAGCAUCCGUUAGCCAGACAUAGGAGUAUCACAGAAAUGUCACAGAAUUUACGCCAAAUAGAAAUUCCUCAAGCAUCGUGGAACCACAGGAGAAAGGACACCUCUCAUGGGGCCCUGGAUGCCAAACUAGCACCCAUUUCCAAGAAAAUGGGAGUACAAGAAGUGACAAAGGUGAGAAGAAAUCUUUUCAAUGAAGAAACUCUACCUCUGGGGAAAAGUUCCUUACCAAAGAUGGCUCGGAGCCAGUCAGUUUCCAUUUUAGAAGAUCUAAAACAUAAACGCAGCAGAUCUAAGGAAGAUAUUAGAGCUCAUCACAAGUUAUUGACCAAAAGAGUGGCAGAAACCCCUCUGCACAAGCAGAUGUCCAGGAGGCUGCUGCAGAGGCAGAUUACAGGCCGGUGUUCGGAUCCUGGGUCUGAUGUUGGCAUUGUAGAAGAAUCUCCUGAAAAAAACAUAACCUAUGGUUUAAGAAGAAGUCCGCGGAUCAAGCAAUUGAUGCAGGAUAAAUUUCUCUCCAGCAACAUCCGCUCCCUAGAGCCAAACCAGAAGAACACACCACAAGUGCCUUCUGCACAUCUGGAAGAACCAGGUCUGGCUUCACCUCCCGUAAAAGCCCCCCAAUCUCCAAAGAGUAUACUUUUUGGAGAAGUUUUCGGUGGAUUUAGUUUGGGGAGAACGAGCUCUCCCCAAACGAGAAGAAAACAACUCACCUUUGAUGAGCCUGUUCCUCAGGCACCAGGGAAGAGUUAUUUUCAGUCUUCCCAGGAGCUCUUAAAUCCCAAAGGCAGCACGCUGAGAAGAUCUCCUCGGAUUCAAGAAAAGGCACGACGGACUCCCCAGAAAACUCCAGCCCUUAAAAACUCUGUGGCCAAAUGUUUGGGAAAUCUUUUCUCCCCUGUGAGACAGAAGAGCAAAUCCUUGCCUAUAUCCACUGAAAACCAGGAAUCCUGUCUGCCUUGGAUUGCGGAGAAGAAGAACGGGGAUCCUUCCUCACCCAAGGCAGCAGAACUCCAAACUCCAGAGAAACCACCGCUCUCUGACGUGCUGGAUGACGUGUUUGCUUUGCCUGCAGAUGGUCCCGAUUCGCCCAUCAUUCUGUCGUCUCCUUCAUCCCCGUUUGUUCUUCAGGGGAAGCCGUACUCAGAACUGCAAUCCCCAAGGCUUUCCUUGAGAAUCGCGCCCCCAGUAAUGCCUAUGGUUUCGGCUGAGAACCGGACGUUUGAGAUACGAAGAAAUACCUGCCCUGAGCCAGUCUCAUCUGUGGACUUCCCCUCGCUGUUGACAGGAGCAUCCUCUUCAGCCUUCAAAGAUGCUCAUCCAGAACUGGGUUUGACACAUAUCCAGAACAGUCCGAAUAUUAGGACCGAAUCCGCUUCAGAGAUUCGUUCUGCUUUCCAAUCAGAUGGUAUCCCUUCAUCCUGUAAUGGGUCUGCAAAAGCUGGGAGCCCUUGCACACUUUUUCCAACUAGGGAAAAGCUGGGGAGAAACUCUUGCAGUCCCCAAGAAACACAGAGUGUCCGAAAGACCUCCCCCAUAAAAACCCUGGGCUCCCUUCCUUCCUUGCCCAGAGAGGAACAUCCCUCUAUGGGCACUAGAAGCUUUGUGGCUGAAACCAACCCCUUUAUUAAACCUGGCAAUACGGAGGAUGCUUCACUGGAUCAGAGACCUGAACCAACAACUAAAAUAAUAAGUCCAACUAAGAGGAAGGGUUUAGAGAGACGCCUGUCGCCUACCUUCUCUUCCAAUAAUCCCAUGCACUUUGCGCAUGCCGUAGUAUUGUGCGAAAAACUGGAUCUCAGCAAGUCUCUUUCAGAUGGUUCUCCUGUAGAUCCAGGCUCUAGGAGUAGCCUUUCUUCAGCAGAGGACGCUGCAGGUGGGCAGCCUCUGCUCUUCACAAGUCCUCCCAGGCGAGAUCUGGACUCCCCGCUUGCAAUCUCAAAGCCAGGGUCUGGCGCCUAUGCGUUGCGCUGCACCGCCGACAGAAGGCAACGGGAAGCCGCCGCACGGCUGGAGAAGGAAGAGAAGGCGGCCUCCUCUCAAAGUCUCGGGGCCACAGCUACGCCGCUGACCUAUGAAGUUGAGCUUGAAAUGCAAGCUUCUGGUUUGCCAAAGCUCCGCAUCAGAAAAGUGGCUUCCGAGGUCGCACAGCGGCCUCUCAAUUUGUCUGACAAACUCAAGGGGGAGGAAAAUGAUCGCGCUGUGGGGGACGUUUCGGUGGCCUGGUGUAGUAGGCACCUGGAGAAAUUGGAACCCGUCUCCAUCUCGCCAUCCUGCGUUCGCUCUGCCCACAACACCCCUGGGAAGUUUGGGAUGGGCGGGCAGACUUAUAUAUGCCAUUCCUAUUCACCCACCACUCUCUGUACCUCAUCUACAACUUCCCCUUCCCAGGGCAGCGCCGGCAUCCCUUGGACCCCGUCUCCGAAACGUAAAGGGAAGGUUACCCCCGAGGCCAUCAAAGAUUGGCCGCGAAGGAAAAGGGCCACAGUGGGCUACAGCAGAAGCGAAAGGCUGGCAGAAGCCGUUGGAGAAGAGCCAGCCCCACCUCCUGGGGCCAAGGAAGCAUCAGAACUCUUCAGUAGCAGAAAGGUUCGGCUCCUGAGAGACCCAGAACUUGAAGGAAUUGAUAAGCUUCAAGAUGGGAGUGAUACAGAAGGCAAUAAGGACGAGAACAUCUUCAGGAACACUCUGGUGCUAGAGUCUAGAAAAAGGGCUCAGGAGCAGAGAGCACUGGGUGAGGAGGCUAGCCAGGAAACGAAAAGGCCAUGCCUAGCAAAAGAGAACCCCGGAGCAGCUCAACUCUACUCAACUGAACUGCUGAGCAUGGGAGAACAGACGGUAUCCUCAAAGUCAACGAUCUUGGAGGACAUCUUCAACUUCUCAGAUACGACUCCACCCAAAUCUUCAGGAAACUGUGUGAUCUCUGCUAGUGGCCUUUGGGCCCUGGAACAGUCCCCUCUCCUCUACAAAGGCCCUGCUGCAACCCAAAGGAAGUGCCCCAAAGGGGAAGACCAGGAUACAUUUGGAGCUGUGUACGAGGACUUCUCUCUUUUCCGCAGCACGCCGGCUAGAAAGAGAUCCAUUACCAGGACCUACUCACGAAAAAGGCCACUCUGCUGAAACGAGAUGGCCGGUGGGAAUAUUUUGGAGCCAGACCUUCAACCUCUCCAGGACAAACUUUGCAAUCCAAAUCAGGAUUCAGUCACCAAAAGGCAUCGCUUGUGUGUGGCUGAUAGCAAUUCCUUGCUGAAUUCCAAGAAGAGGAGAAAUGAAUUCUGUAUUUCAGGGGGUCUCCAAGCUUGGCCCCUUUAAGACGUGUGGACUUCAAUUCCCAGAAUUCUGGGCGUUGAAGUCCACAAGUCUUAAAGGGGCCAAGCUUGGAGACCCCUGCUGUAUUUUAUAUAGGUUUUUUUAAAGUAAGGGCUAUGCCACUGUAUGGCCUUUGCAAGGUUUUAAGAGGAAUGUCCAGAACUGAGAGCAGUAAAAGCAACCACUUUUAAAUUGUUCUUUUGUAAAAUAAAUUAAUUUCUUUUGACAAA
Pantherophis guttatus is the source of this 6672-nucleotide messenger RNA. It is a transcript of the gene TICRR, whose product is annotated as TOPBP1 interacting checkpoint and replication regulator. Gene Ontology annotation, cellular component: nucleus. The record is from RefSeq and is a predicted model, not a curated record. Gene Ontology annotation, molecular function: chromatin binding. Gene Ontology annotation, biological process: regulation of DNA-templated DNA replication initiation; DNA replication; response to ionizing radiation. NCBI's taxonomy places the organism in Eukaryota, Metazoa, Chordata, Lepidosauria, Squamata, Colubridae.